Mesorhabditis spiculigera is the source of this 486-nucleotide messenger RNA. The record is from the annotation of a GenBank genome assembly. Lineage: Eukaryota; Metazoa; Nematoda; Chromadorea; Rhabditida; Rhabditidae.
AUGGCCCACCUGCCCGUUCCCGAAUCCGGAUGUGCUUACAUCGCCACGCUUGCCCCGGCCGCCAUCGGCUUCGUCGGCUACUCGAUUUUUGCCGGAGAUGACCUGACGCAGAGGUGGUAUCAGACUCUCCCCCGCCGAGAGUGCGCCGCCAAGACCCUAAAAGCCUCCGCCCUCACCGAUUUUCUCUCCAUUUCUCCCCUAGGCUACGCUUCUUUCCUUGUCCACCGUGCUGCCGACCACUGCCCGUGCAACAAGAAGCUGGCGAUGAACGCUUAUGGUCUGAACCUCUUGCUGUUGUUGGCCAAGAACUAUGCAACCAAGAACCAGAAUAAGUGUCAUCUUGCCGGUACCUCCACCCUGGCCGCCAUCCUCGCCAUCGCCACUGCCGUCGGAUUCUACAAGGCCGACAAGACCGCCGGCCUUCUGAUGGCCCCGUACGCCGUGUGGACCAGCUUCCAGGCCUACAACUCGCUCCAGAAGGACGUC